CCUCUGCGCGAUGGCACGUCUCCGACCAGUAUUCCACGAAUACAAGUGAACCUUAUCACGGCCAGCUGACUCUUUUGAACGAUGCGCUCAUCAAGAAAUUAACAUUCUAGAAACGUCCUUUACUUUACUAUACGCGACAAUGUCUUCCUUGUUAGAGCACAUCAAAAGAUCUCCAGUCGCUCAUCUUUUGAUGACAAUUACGUUUUUCACCUCUGCCAUCAUCUUGAACAUUCUACAGGGGAUUUUGUAUUACUUUCUCAGGCCAUUUUGGAAAUACGCAUACAGGAAGCUCAACUAUUAUCUCUGCUACUCUUUGUAUUCACAAUUAGUUUUUAUGGCCGAAUGGUGGUCUGGAAGCGACAUUGUUGUUUACACCGACAAGGAGGUGUUUAAAAAGUAUUUUGGCAAAGAACAUGCAUUUCUUAUACUCAAUCACACUUACGAUAUUGACUGGCUAAUCGGUUGGAUAUUCUGUGAUAGAGUCGGUGUCCUUGGGAACUGCAAAGCUUAUGCCAAAAAGAGCAUCCAGUAUGUUCCGACAAUGGGCUGGGCAUGGAAAUUCAGCGAGAGCGUUUUCUUAGAGAGGAAUUGGGAUAAAGACAAGGAUACAAUAGGCAGACAGGUCGCACAAUUAUGCCAAUAUCCCGAUCCCAUGUUUCUUCUACUUUUCGCCGAAGGCACACGUUUCACAGAGGACAAGCACAAAGCAAGUGUUGCUUUUGCAACUGAAAAAGGACUUCCUAUAUUGAAACAUCACCUCAACCCAAGAACAAAAGGUUUCACAUCCAGUCUACCUGAACUGAGAGGGAAAGUUCCCGCAAUUUACAAUAUACAGAUGUGUUUUGAUCCGACAGCACCCGUGAAACCAACAGUUAUGAAUUUACUACUUGGGAAGCCAGUCUUAGGGCACAUGUUCUUUGAAAGAAUUCCAGUGGAGGAAGUACCUGAAAAAGAAGAAGACGCUGCUCAAUGGUUGAGGGAUUUGUAUUGUAAAAAGGACAAAAUGAUGGAGAGUUUUCUUAAAACGGGAGACUACUUUAAAACCAGUGGAGUCCCACGAGUCGAAGCCAUCCGAUUAAAUAGAAGGCCAUUUUCAAUAAUAAACAUGUCUGUUUGGGCAGUUUUGACACUUAUACCAAUGGUAUAUUGCCUGACGUGUUUACUUACAUCUGGCUCUACUGUUUACGUGUCAAUCGGACUUAUUAUAAUUUCAGUCUUUUUCAUUUUACUCUAUCUUUUAAUAGAGCAAACAAAAAUAGAUAAAGGAUCCUCUUAUGGAAAGACGACUCCAACAACACCCACAAAGGAUCCUAAUGGAUCAAACCUUAAAUCAGAUUGAUGCGCUUCUUGUAAGUAUUAAUAUUUGAUAACAAAAGUAAAAAAAAAUAUAUAUGUAUAUUAUAUGUGACUUAAUUGUUGCAACUAUUCUUGGAAGAGACUUGUAAACAAAACAAAAAUUGAGAGAUUAUAGUACUUACUGUAAUUUAAAUUUUUAAAAUAAAUAUUUAUAGUGGUCAAGAGAGGGCUUGAAAAUCCCUCCUACACCAGUGGGAGAAUCAUGUAAAGCUUGCACAUUUAUGAUGUUGAUGUUGGGCCCUGUUUGAUGUCUCGUAAAUUCAGUGUUCAAUUUUUACUUAUGGGGAAAAUAGAUUUUAUGGUGUUUAUAUUUAUCGAAUGUGAGUCAUUUGUAAAAAAAACACAAAAGCAGAAAGGCAUGAAAUUAAUUUGGGCUUUGUUUAAUGUAAUUGAGCAUAAACUGUAUUUUAACGGUUAAGGUCAUACUAUACUUAGAACAUAUUUCUUUUAAUCGCAUUUUCUUUUCUAUUUCAAUCAUUAAAAGUAAUUUUUAAACUUUCAAUCAAUAUUGUAAUUAAUAACAGUUGAAUGAUUAUUAUGAGCCAAUAGGAGGGGGGAAAAUGCUAAAUAUGUUGCAUUUCUCAUCUUCAGACUUGAAAUCAUGAUUUUUCUAUCAUAUCUAGUCUCUGUCAAAAUUCUUAGAUAACUGUGCAAAUUUUAAUAACAAUCUUCAUACAUUACUUGUUACAUUUUUAUUUAAGGUUUUCUGACCACAAUCCUAAUCCUAAGUAACUAUUAAAAAGGCUGGUCGAUUGCAUUAUAAUGGAUUUUUACACAAAGGAAGGAAUUUGAUAAAUAAAAAACAGAUUACAACAAAAGGAAUUUUUUUAAUACAAAAAAUAUGAGAAAAACAAAAGAUUAUACAAAAAUAAUUAUUUAAAGGAUCUUAACUGUGUUUUCUUUAGAUCUCUUGUCUAAUUUUUUCUUAUUCAUUUUCAACACCACAAAAAACCCAAAAUCAAAAUCUCUCUCUUUAAAAAAAAAAAAUAAUAAUAAUAAUACUUUGUUAAAUAAUGUCUUUAACACCUUGUAAGGACCAGAAUAUUUUGCACACAACGAUGCUUGUGUAAGUUUUGUAUUUGUGUAGAAAAAGCCUAUUAUACAGGUGAAAACCCCAAAUAGAUUAUGUAUUUGAGAAAAACCAUGUAUUUUACACAAUGAUUUUAGCUGUUAAAAUGAGUUUUUAAAUGUAAUAAUGGAGGCAGACUGGCUGGUAAAUUAUAAAGUUUCUUUCUCGUUAAUGGUAUUAGAUCUUUAGAGUAGUUAAUCUUGUGGCAUUUAUUCAGUCUGUAUUAUCCUGUUUCACGUAAUUAAGUAUAUAAUAAAAGUGGCAGUCCUUUAAAGGAAGUAAAUUGAAAUAGACACCCUUUUUCUUCUAGGGUUGUGACUUCUUAACUUCCAUACCAUAUGCUGCACGCAUUUAUUUUUUAAAAGGGCGUUACAUUAAGUAUAUAAUUUUUAAUUAAACGACUUUGAUGUGAUAAAAUAUAUUCGAUAUUUGUAAUUUUUCAUAUUUGAUAACUUUUAACUUAGUAACGAGUAAAUCUUGUCCUUUGUUCAGUGAGUUGUCGAAAUUAAUUUUUCGUUAUGGUUUAUCAGAUCAAUUUUUUUCACAAUAUAUCUCAGAUAUAUAAAUAAAAUUAUCCACCAUCCAAUUUUUUCUUUAGCAUCUGUCAAUUUAUCUUAAAGUAAAUAAACACACAAAACAGAACUAGUAACUAGAAAAUUGGACAGGCAUUUUUUGAUCCCACUUAGUAUUCUACCUGGUCAUUAAUACAUACUUUUAUAAUAUGUUUCACAUUUGAUAAUUGUUUUUAUAUAAUAUUACUAAACAAAAAAGGUAUACUUUAGCAGAAAAACGGAAUUUUACAACGAGUAUGUUCAUAUUUACUUAACCCUCCAUGUUCAAGAAUCUUUUGUUACAUGUUUUCCUUGUAGGUUUAAAAAAAUGCAUUUAUAAGAUCUCCCUCUCUAAGCUAUUAUGACAUGAGAAGUCAUAAACAAUUUGUAUGUGCAAGCUGCAUUCAAACAGGGUCCAAAUAAGUAAGUAGUAGUCCUGUAUUAAAAUAUUUUAUUAAACAUUGUUUUUUGAAAACCAAGGGAAAAAAACGAUAUGCUUAUGUAAUAAAAAAUAAAAAAACAAAUGUAAUUUUAUAAUUGUUAUAUGUAAAAAGUUGGUUUUAUUUUGUUAAUUUAGUUCUUCCAUUUAAAUUUCUUGAGUUUGCGCACAAUGUGGGUUACCUUCCUUUUAUUAACUUCCAAAAUGGUUGUUGAUAAUACCAGCUUUUUAAAAAUAUUUUUUGAAUAAUAAUAAGUGAUACCUAUGUAAAAAGAAAAACUAACAUUUUACAAAUAAAAAUGUUUGUAGUGAUAUAAUAUUAAUUUGAUGUAAGAGAUGUAGUUUUAAUUUGAUUGGAAUUUUAUUGAAAUUUUAUUGAUUUUCCCUGACAAAUGUUUAGUUUGAAUUUAAUAACAUGAAAGAAAGAAAAAAGGAAAAGCUGUUUUUUAUUUUUGUUUUGAAAAUAAAAUAUGUUUAAAAUGUUAGAAAUCAUUUAUUUCAAUUCAGAUAAAACACCAUUUAAAAAAUGGUGUGUAGUUCGUUGUUGGACAACAAAAUCAAGUAAAUGCUGCAUCGUUCUUCUUACGCUAAGUAUGUAACAGCGUCAGUUCCAGGACAAUAUGGCAGAAGAUAUUUUGACGAUGUUAGAUCUUGUGCUCAACCAAAGUAGAAAAGCGUCAAUAAAAUAAAAGGAAGGAAAAAUGUAGUGAAAGCAAUGGGAAGUACAAGCAUAAAAGCACGAAUCUUGAUUGAUUCGUAUGCUCACUGUCAUGAAUCAAAUAAACACAUGUAACACCUGUU
Molecule: messenger RNA, 4216 nt
Organism: Cimex lectularius (bed bug)
Lineage: Eukaryota; Metazoa; Arthropoda; Insecta; Hemiptera; Cimicidae
Product: 1-acyl-sn-glycerol-3-phosphate acyltransferase gamma-like
Exons: 10
Coding region: 140-1339 (399 amino acids)
Cellular component (GO): endomembrane system
Molecular function (GO): 1-acylglycerol-3-phosphate O-acyltransferase activity
Source: RefSeq, a predicted model, not a curated record